AUGACAGAAAAAGGGAUUUGGCUGAAGCAAGAUAAGAAGUGUUCUGAUAUAUUCUAUCAUAUAAAGCCUCACAUUCAAAUCAACCACCAAUGGAACGUCAAGGAUCGAUAUGAUGUCAUAACAACAGAGUAUAGCUGGAACAAUGGUGACUGUUCUUUGGUUAAAACGAACGGGAGAGAAAUUUUUACGGCAACAUGUAACCCCCUGUGGUUUGAAAUCGAACCAGUAUGGUGCAAUUUUACCUACCGAAUUGUAUACAUGUACGACGCAAACUGGGAGCUUCACCACGUUUUACAAUUUAAUGUGGCAAAUAAGACUGAUGAAUACUGCGAACCAGUUCAUCAGAAUCGGAUGAUUAAUGUUUUAAAAGAAGAUAGUUUUGCAGACCGGAUGUAA
This is a messenger RNA of Porites evermanni, 396 nucleotides long. The record is from the annotation of a GenBank genome assembly. Lineage: Eukaryota; Metazoa; Cnidaria; Anthozoa; Scleractinia; Poritidae.